AAUCUGUGGGCGUGCUGUGGGCCAGUUGGAAAAAAAUGCUGUAACCAAAUGAGAAACAAAUAAUGAGCAAAUAAAUUAGAUUUGUUAAAUAAAUUAAAUGAACUUGUAAAUUAGGUAAUAAUUUUAUUUUUGAAAGAAAGUAAAAUAAAACCCUCUAAUACAUUUGACUUCAGUUUAAACUUUGAGUUCAGUUAAAUACCUAAAUUAAAAUGAAGGCAGUUUUGAUAUUUGACAGUGUAAAUGAUUUAUUAUUUUCUAAAUGGGAUGAAAGUUUUUUAUUUCGGAUGAAAACAUUUAAUGGUCAGGAAAAGGAUGGCAAUAUUACGGACAGUCAUCACAUAUCACAGCUGCUGUCGCCUAUCAUUACAUCGCAGAGGGUCAUGGCAGCCCAGUUCAGCAACACAUACACAUCCAUGCAAUGUAAAGAUAACACUACUAUAGUAUUUGAUGAGUGGCUUGACCAUGUGUUCAUGAUCAUCAGUGAGGAUGAUGUAGAUGAUGCUCAUCGGGAGCUGCUGGAUUGUAAAACCCUUGUGCAGCAUAUUUGUGGCCAAAAUAUCAAUUUAUUACAUUCUUCAACAUAUCAAGAAUGGUUGUCAGUACUGCUAGAGAGUCGAGAUAAAGGUGACUCAAUCCCAGGCGCCAGUGGGGUGAUAGGAGAGAGUGGAGCCACUGCAGCAGCGUUGAAUGCUCUGAGAACAGUCUCAAAAGAGAUAAAGUGCUCUCCCCACCAACACUACCACAUGCUACUCUUUGUAGGGGACAAGAUGCUGGCUUUGUAUUCCAGCCGCGGAUGUGAAGAUCUCAUGCCGCCAGAUUUGAUAUUGCUCAGUGUCCAAUGUAUCGCCGCUCAGGAGUAUUGGAAAGAGUUACGGAAUACGGACUCCACGAAUGAAAAUGCUCAUCUACCUUGGCUGUCACAGGAGAACAGCGCCAUCGUGCACCUGUGCGGCGGUGGUGCGGUGAGCCCGUGCGCGCCGCACUCCCUGCACGUGGCAGAAAUCGCGCCGCGAAUCGUGUUCGCCGUACUCGUUGAUAUGGACUCGAGAGAAGUUGGCAUUGCAGUACAUAUGUCCAGUCAGAUUUUAUCAAACUUGCGACGGCUACUUUUGCAAAGGAAUUUGGAUGUGUUACCAAAUACACUCGACUCUUUGGAAGCGACAUUGAGAAAGACAACAGAAGCACUUCGUAAAAAUAAAGCACCCUCCACACUAUGUGCCCGCGUCACUAGCCGCAUGUUGGAAUUGCGGAAAUCAUGUACAACCACCACUCCGCUCACACCGGAAACCACCGCCACAGCAUUGCACACGGCGCUCGAAGCCGUCAUAGAAUACCUCAAACCGGAUAUACCUAGCUUGAAGUUGGAACACCCUGUGAAGGAGCUCAGGGCUCUUUUAAGCCCCUAUCUUGAAUUCCUACGCGUUAAAGCUCAGCGAUACUUCAGUUUGGAAUCUGGCGGGACGGAGGCGGGUAGUUCCCUGACUCUGCACAAGUAUGUGGAAGAGUUCCCCGGCCUCGUGCACUUCGUGUACAUCGACCGCGGCGCGGCACGCUGCCUCGCGCCCGACAUGGCGGACUGUGUCGACAUGCUGACCCCGCGUACGGUCCGCAGCACGCUUCGCACGGCGAUGCGCGCGCUACGCGAGGGCUACGGCGCGGCGGUGUGGCGGCGCGGCGCGCUGCACGUGUGCGCCGUGCGCUGGUUCGAGCGCCGCGGCGUGCCCGCGCGACCCGCCGCGCCCCCGCAUCCCGCCGCCGUGCGCGCGCUACCGCCACCCGCGGAUUUGCUCGGCGUGCACCACAGACAACUAGUAGAGCUGGCGUUCCCUGGGGACAACCAGGGCGUAAGCGUGAAGGAGCUGGUGUGCAUCCACCUGGGGCUGCUGCCCGCCGCCACGGCCGUGCAGCAGGCGCGCCGCCUCGCGCACUCCGUCCUCGAGCUCACCGGCGAGAACCCCGCCGUCGCCGCAGACCUGUUGUAGACGAGUGGCAGACAGCAGGGCGUGAAAGUGGAGAGCAGAAGCGAACGAACAUCCUCACUGCCCAUCUACAUUGAAUAUAAUGCCUAACACGCAUUUUUCAGCUAGGCUGCGUGGCCAGUUGUCCGUUCCGUAAUCGUAAAAGUUCACGCGCAGUUUUAAAUGCCGGCAGCUGGCGGCCAGCAUUUAAAACCGCGCGGCCGGGCCGCUUAAUGCGUUGAGGGCCUAAAGAUAAUCUCCUUAGUGAAAGUAUUGUUAUAUAAAGAUGACAAACUGUUACCCUGACAAAAUACCUUUGUAACAAUAUGCUCUAGGCCCUAUUUCUGAGGGACUACAUUCCUUAUUUUAAUGGCUGUGUUGCCUUACUGUGUUCAGCUUUCAGGCUCAUAAGACUAUGGUUUUAUUCUGUAUCCUGCAGUCUCAUAGGUUACCAGUACGUAAUUGUAAAUGAACUAAAGGUUAAAUAUGUGUAAUAUUUGAGAAUUAUUGUGAUUGGUAGACAAUUUUAAUCUAGUCCAUAUUAUCAUUACAUAUUUAUCAAAAAAAAA
This is a messenger RNA of Maniola jurtina (meadow brown), 2527 nucleotides long. It is a transcript of the gene HPS1, whose product is annotated as Hermansky-Pudlak syndrome 1 protein homolog. The transcript is spliced from 12 exons. Gene Ontology annotation, biological process: vesicle-mediated transport. NCBI's taxonomy places the organism in Eukaryota, Metazoa, Arthropoda, Insecta, Lepidoptera, Nymphalidae. Gene Ontology annotation, cellular component: BLOC-3 complex. Bases 210 to 1982 code for a protein of 590 amino acids. Gene Ontology annotation, molecular function: guanyl-nucleotide exchange factor activity. The record is from RefSeq and is a predicted model, not a curated record.